GCGAAACAGGAGUAGCUACAUUCGCGAGGAAAAGCUUUUCCUUCCUUCUGUCCAGCAUUUUAACCGAAGAUACCUUAUUUGUCUGUCUGGGGAAGAUCUGAUUUUUAAGAGCUUCCUCUCCCCUUUCUCCCUCCCCUCUCUUAUACACACACAGACACACACACACACAAAUCCCUCUGAUUGUUCCUACCACCUCCUUGGUGAGUUACCGACAACGACAGCCAUUCAAUCAGCUGCUACUGCUGCUCCGGGGCUGUAGGGACUCGCGGACUGUGUGUGUGCCUGCUUGCUUUUCUGCUUUCGAAAGAAAAGACUCCGAUGUAGCUUUUUAGGUGGUCUUUUUAUUAGAUCCAAGGAAGAGGAGACAGAAAAAAAGGCGGCUGAAAAUUGAGGCUCUGCCAUCGGGGCUGCUGUGUUUGAAAGGAAACUCUCGCCCAUUAGGGUGAGAGGAGGAUAUAUAUACACACACACACAAUUUUCGGCCGGAUGAAAAUGUUGAAUCCUGCAAACGGAGAGCAGCUUCAUUUAGCAAACUAUGUGGAGGAUUACCUGGACUCCAUCGAAUCUCUGCCCUUCGAUCUGCAGAGAAAUGUCUCCGUGAUGAGGGAAAUUGACGCCAAAUAUCAAGAUAUCUUGAAGGAGCUGGAUGAUUAUUAUGAAAAAUUCAAACGAGAGACUGAUGCAGUACAAAAGAGGAGACUGUUGCAUUGCAUACAGAGAGCACUGAUCCGAAGUCAAGAACUGGGAGAUGAAAAAAUUCAGAUUGUCAGUCAAAUGGUAGAACUUGUUGAGAACAGAACUAGGCAAGUAGAUAGCCAUGUUGAACUGUUUGAAGCCUGCCCAGAGACUAAUGACACAACUGGAAACAGUGGCAAAGCUAACCAAGAUAAAUCAAAGAAUGAGACGAUCACUCAGGCUGAGAAGCCCAACAACAAACGGUCUCGGAGGCAAAGAAAUAAUGAAAAUCGAGAGAAUGCUUCAAAUAAUCAUGAUCAUGAUGAUAUAACCUCAGGAACUCCAAAGGAGAAGAAAGCAAAAACUUCCAAGAAAAAGAAAAGGUCUAAGGCCAAAGCAGAGAGGGAGGCCUCACCAGCAGACCUUCCCAUUGAUCCCAAUGAGCCGACUUACUGUCUGUGUAAUCAGGUCUCCUAUGGAGAAAUGAUAGGCUGUGAUAAUGAUGAGUGCCCAAUUGAAUGGUUUCACUUCUCGUGUGUGGGACUCAAUCAUAAACCAAAGGGCAAGUGGUACUGCCCCAAAUGUAGGGGAGAAAAUGAGAAGACUAUGGACAAAGCACUGGAGAAAUCUAAAAAAGAAAGGGCAUACAACAGGUAGUUUCUGAAAUAGAAGAGAAUAAAGCCUUGAAAAUAUAUUUAUUCUCAGUCUCACCUUUUGUUGAGGUGUCAGGAUUGUAAAAUGUAUAUUUUUAAAGAAUGCAUUAAAUCAAUCCAUUCUGUCAUAGGAAUGGUAAUUGAGGAAAUGUUUGGUUUUUUUUCCUUUUGAUACAGCUGUUAAGAACAUGGUCUGUAGGCUAAAACAUACAGUAAAGUAAGAGUAAUAUUUGGGUUCAUCUUAUGAAAAACAUGUUUUCACAAGUUGGUAAGACUCUGCCAUUGAAAAUGUAGAUAGUAAAAAAAUUCUUGGAUUGCAUUCCAUUUUUCUUUAUAGAGGAAUGCUGUUACCUUUCCAGAAAAUUGUUCUAUAGUCUGUUCAAAUAAAGCAGCAGUACAGUGUGAACUAACCAUAAACACAUUGAGUGCAAUCCAACACAGUAUGUAGCAUGUUUGUGCCCACUGGUUUCAGUGGCCUUAAGUGCAAUUAAUUCUGAGUUGGAUAAUGACCAUUUACUUGGAAGUCCUGUUUAUUUCAGUCACUGCUACUUCCAAGAAAAUGGUUUAGCAUUAUAGCCUUACACUGUAUUUUAAACAUUUUACUGAGAAUUAAGGCCCUUUGCAUUCAGUGGGACUUGGUUCUAAGGGAUGUGUUUAGGAUCAGAGUGUGCAUUUCUUCUGGUGAUGAUCAAUGCAAAAGCAAAGAAGUUACAGUAUGGCUCCUGUUAAAUGCGUCAGUCUAGCAGUUCAAUAUCAGAUGUUUAACUACAGCUACAAGCUUAUUUUUUAAAAUGCAAAGGGUUAAAUUUUACACAACAUAUUUUAUAUACUGGCCAAGUACCACAAUGGCCUUUUAAAAAUGAUUUAGUAUAUUUUGUAUUUAACCAGGAAGUGGUUUAGUAAUGAAACUUAACAUAAAUCAAAGCUUUAUACUGUCACAAAUAAUAGUGUAGCAGUCUUUACUUUGUAUAAGUUGUAAAAAUGUACAUUUUCAAGUGGAGUUGCACUUAACUGUAUUAUAAUUGGGAAUGCAUCUACAUGCCAUGGUAUAGCCAAUGUGCAUUUCCUUCUGUAUGUAUGAAAAUUGUACAGCUGUGAUAUUAAGGAAUAAAUUAAACAAGUUGGAUAA
Varanus komodoensis (Komodo dragon) is the source of this 2457-nucleotide messenger RNA. It is a transcript of the gene ING1, whose product is annotated as inhibitor of growth family member 1. The transcript is spliced from 2 exons. Lineage: Eukaryota; Metazoa; Chordata; Lepidosauria; Squamata; Varanidae. The coding region runs from base 487 to 1332 and encodes 281 amino acids. The record is from RefSeq and is a predicted model, not a curated record. Gene Ontology annotation, cellular component: nucleus. Gene Ontology annotation, biological process: positive regulation of DNA-templated transcription.